CUAACAGGUGUAUAUAAAAUGUGUAAAAAAUGUUUUGAUACUGAAUUAUAUUUUAGUGUAAUUUUUCGAAAGUUUCCUACUCUGGAGAGGAAACAACAAAUUGGAAUAAUUCAUUUGUGUUUCAUUUACUAAUACUGAUAGUUUUCAAGUUCGAACUGAUUGUUUACUGAAACAGGUCAAGACAAUUUGUAUGAUGAGGGUGACCCUUGGAACCAUUGCCAUUAAAGAAUGAAACAGAUUCAACAAUUUUUACCUUGAAAUAGUUAUCAUCACAUAAAGAGAUAAGAUAAUUUUCUAAACCGAACACAUAGUACCAAUACCGGAGGAAAUUAGUGAAAUUUGGUUCGAAUACCGUAGAAUCAUGUUCAAAAGAUUUCCAUUCAAAAAUUCUUUUGUUCGGUGCAAAGUGGAUGUUCGCAUCAAUCGAGUGAAUAGUAGCUGUGUUUCGAAAACGAAUAUAGUGAGUUCCGGUUUAGAUGAUGUGACAAUACCCAAUCUCACGUUACCGCAAUUUUUUGAAGAGUAUCAUGAUAAGUUUCAUGACUUCACAGCUAUAGAAUGCGCUGUCACCAAAAGGAGGUACAAUUAUGGACAAAUCAGAACCAAGAGCUCAAACCUAGCGAAAGGCUUGAGGAAGUAUUUUAAAUUAGAAGAUCAGGAGGUGGUGGCAGUAAUUCUAACGAAUAUUCCUGAGUUUCCCAUAGCCAAUCUCGGAAUAUUGAAGGCCAAUCUCAUUGCAACUUCAGUGAGUCCUGCUUUUACUUCAGACGAAAUAUGCAGACAACUCAUAGAUUCUGAUGCUAAAGCUAUUAUUACAGAGGCUGAUCUCCUGCCAACCGUUAAAACGGCUCUUCAGAAUUCUUCAAAAAAUAUACCCCUAAUCGUAGUCAAAACAAAAAACCACCAAGAACUACCCAAUAAACGUAUAGACUUCCACCAAUUCGUAGGAAAUAAAGUGGAUGAUGUAGUCAUUCCUGAAGGAAAACCAGGGGAUGUGGCAUUCCUUCCGUAUUCGAGCGGCACCACAGGCUUACCCAAAGGGGUUGAACUGACACAUACAAAUCUGGUAGCUAACAUUGUUCAACACAACAACCCAGUAUUACGCUUCAAACAGGAAGCAUCAGGGAAUUUUCAAGAAGUAUUACCUGCAAUUCUACCUCUCUACCACAUUUUCGGUUACAACGUUGUGAUGAAUGGAAUUCCAAUUUAUGGAGGGAAAUUAGUGACUAUGGGAAAAUUCAACCAGAAAGGCUUCAUUACAAUGAUGGAGAAUUACCAAGAUAGUACCAUUUUUUACCUCGUUCCUCCCUUAGUACUACUGCUUAUUGGAAAUAGCCAAAUAGAAAGGAGAUAUCUAAGAAACAUAAGAGCUAUACUCAGUGGUGCAGCUCCAUUGGCAGCAUCAGACGAAGAAAGAUUCAAUCAAAAAUUCGGAAAUCACAUCCAAUCUCUUCAAGUUUAUGGUCUAACUGAAUCUUCUCCAUUAGCUACAGCACAAUAUCCCAAAAAAAUAGAAGGAAAUGAGCUUCACAAAGGUACUAUAGGCAAACCGCUGGUUAACACUCAAAUAAAAAUUGUAGAUAGUGAAGAUGAAAAAAAUAUUCCCUUGGAACCUAACAUAAAAGGUGAACUCUUGAUAAAAGGUCCUCAAGUGAUGAAGGGUUAUCUUAAUCGAAGUGAAGAAACUAAGAAAUCCGUAACAGAAGACGGUUGGUUGAAAACGGGCGAUAUAGGUUACUAUAACGAUGAGGGUUUCUUCUUUAUAACUGAUCGUUUUAAAGAAUUGAUAAAAGUUAAAGGCAAUCAAGUUCCACCUGCAGAGUUAGAGGCAAUUAUUCGUUCAUUUCCUGGCGUUUUGGAAGCUGCUGUCAUUGGAAUUCCUCAUGAGACUAGUGGUGAGGUACCAAGAGCCUACGUGGUACCAAAAACCGGAGAAGUGAUAAACACGAAAAAUUUGACUGAAUUUGUUAAUACAAAAGUAGCUUCUUAUAAAAAAUUAGAAGGAGGAAUAGCUUUAGUAGAUGAUAUUCCUAAAAAUCCUUCUGGAAAAUUAUUAAGAAGAUUACUCAAACAACAGUAUUUGAAUAAUAAAAUAUAACGUGUCAUUAAAA
Messenger RNA from Harmonia axyridis, 2111 nucleotides. Its product is annotated as 4-coumarate--CoA ligase 2-like. Gene Ontology annotation, biological process: fatty-acyl-CoA biosynthetic process; long-chain fatty acid metabolic process. NCBI's taxonomy places the organism in Eukaryota, Metazoa, Arthropoda, Insecta, Coleoptera, Coccinellidae. The transcript is spliced from 8 exons. Gene Ontology annotation, molecular function: long-chain fatty acid-CoA ligase activity. The record is from RefSeq and is a predicted model, not a curated record. Gene Ontology annotation, cellular component: mitochondrion. Bases 362 to 2098 code for a protein of 578 amino acids.